Molecule: messenger RNA, 1165 nt
Organism: Andrographis paniculata
Lineage: Eukaryota; Viridiplantae; Streptophyta; Magnoliopsida; Lamiales; Acanthaceae
Product: transcription factor MYB94-like
Exons: 3
Coding region: 165-1070 (301 amino acids)
Biological process (GO): response to auxin
Source: RefSeq, a predicted model, not a curated record
AUUAGCUAAAUACAUUCCCAUUUUCUCAGGCAAACCAAACCUCUGUCUGUCUGCAAUAUUACAAGAAGAAAACAAAUUAAAGAAGAAGACAAUUGUCUGUGUGUGUUGUUAUUAUUAAUUAGUUGCAGAGAGAUCUAGAGAGAGAGAGAGAGAGAGAGAGAGAGAUGGGGAGAAUCCCAGUAGGUGUGGGUUGGAGUGAGAAAAUGGAAAUGAUGAAGAAAGGGCCAUGGACACCCCAAGAAGACAUCAUCCUCGUCUCUUACAUCCACCAACAUGGCCCUGCUAAUUGGGCAUCUGUUCCUUUUAACACAGGGUUGCAGAGAUGCAGCAAGAGCUGCCGUCUGCGGUGGACGAACUAUCUCCGGCCAGGGAUAAAGCGCGGGAACUUCACCUCCCACGAAGACAACCUCAUCCUCCACCUCCAAGCCCUCCUCGGCAACCGAUGGGCAGCGAUCGCGUCGUAUCUUCCGGAAAGGACCGACAACGACAUCAAGAAUUAUUGGAAUACUCAUCUCAAGAAAAAACACCAUGGCCGCAGCACCGCCUCUCCCAAAUUAUUACCUAAUUUAUUAAUACAAAAUAAUAAUAAUAAUAAUAAUAAUAAUAAUAAUAAUAACAAUAAUAAUAAUUCGAAAGGGCAGUGGGAGAGACGCCUCCAGACGGAGAAUAUUCAGGCCGCCAAACACGCCCUAUCCGCCGCCCUCUCCCACCUCGACAACUCCCAGGAUGUCCAUUCUCCGCCGCCGCCGUCAAACAUUCCGCCGGCGGCAUCCACCACCACCGCCGCCGUCAGCGCCGACAAUCUCGCUCAAUUGCUUCAGAAUUGGACCGAACGUUCGAUCGCCGAUGAUGAUCGGACGGUCAGGAGAGGUUCGAGUUCGACCGCCGGUGAGGAGAUGAUUGGGAAUGGAUUCGGAGGGAUUGAGGAUGCCAGGACGGAUGCUGAUUUUGAAAUGACUCAAAUGCCCCUGCGUUUGCUCGAGAAAUGGCUGUUUGACGACUGUGGCGGUCAGGGGCAGGAUGGGAAUUUCGUGGACACCGCCAUUGGAGGAUCUGCUGAUUUCUACUGAAACCAGGAGGAAGUUCUAAAUUGAAACAGCCAAGCAGAAAUAUAUAUAUAUAUAUAUAUUAUAUAGAUAUAGAGAGAGAUCUAUAGGCUAUAGCU